CAAUCAGUAACCGGUUGAAAAAAGACAUCAGACUUCGACCCGAGGCGCGACACUAACGGCGAGAUGACUUCUAGUAAAGUUGAACUCCCUGCAGAAGUGAAGACGGACGCGGCAGCUCUGAUGGCAUCGCUCCAUUUGAUGCCCUCUCCCGUCCCCAACCCGGAGAUCAAGUACACUAAGAUCUUUAUCAAUAAUGAAUGGCAGGCCUCUGAGAGCGGAAAGGUGUUCCCCACCUACAACCCGUCCAGCGGAGAGAAGAUCUGUGAUGUGCAGGAGGCUGACCAGGCUGAUGUAGAGAAGGCAGUGAAAGCGGCUCGUGCAGCGUUCGCUCUGGGGUCGCCGUGGCGACGGAUGGACGCGUCGGAACGAGGCAGGCUGCUGGGGAAGCUGGCGGACCUGGUGGAGCGGGACAGCGCCUACCUCGCCACGCUGGAGAGUCUGGACAGUGGAAAGCCGUUCCUGGCGGCUCUCUUCGUGGACCUGCAGGGCACUAUAAAGACGCUGCGCUACUACGCUGGGUGGGCUGACAAGAUCCACGGCCUUACCAUUCCCAUCGACGGGGAGUACUUCACUAUGACCCGGCAAGAGCCCAUCGGAGUCUGUGGACAGAUCAUCCCUUGGAACUUCCCCCUGAUGAUGAUGGCGUGGAAGCUUGGUCCAGCGCUCUGCUGUGGGAACACACUGGUCCUGAAACCAGCAGAGCAGACCCCACUCACCGCCCUGUACAUGGCUUCACUCGUCAAAGAGGCCGGCUUUCCUCCAGGAGUGGUCAAUAUUUUGCCGGGCUACGGGCCAACCGCAGGAGCGACCAUAUUUCACAUGGGCAUAGACAAAGUGGCUUUCACAGGAUCAGCAGAGGUGGGUAAGCUGAUCCAGGAGGCAGCAGGGAGGAGCAAUCUGAAGAGGGUGACUCUGGAGCUGGGGGGCAAGAGCCCCAACAUCAUCUUUGCAGACGCCGACCUGGACCUGGCUGUGGAGCAGGCCCAUCAGGGUGUGUUCUUUCAACAGCGGGUCAGUGCUGCUGGGCUCAAGGGUCUCGCCGUGGAGGAGUCCAUCUACGACGAGUUUGUCCGCCGCAGCGUGGAGAGGGCCAAGAGGAAGGUGGUGGGAAGCCCCUUCGACCCAACCACAGAGCAGGGACCACAGGUAACACAGGAGCAGCGGCAGCGCAUCAUGGAGCUGAUCCAGAGCGGCGUGCGUGAGGGGGCCAAGCUGGAGUGUGGGGGCAGCGUGGGCGCUGGGAAGGGCUUCUUCGUGGAGCCCACCGUCUUCUCCAACGUCACCGACAACAUGCGCUUCGCCAAGGAGGAGAUCUUUGGCCCGGUGCAGCAGAUCCUGAAGUUUAAGACGCUGGAGGAGGCGAUCGAGAGAGCCAACGACACAGACUACGGCCUGGUGGCUGCCGUCUUCACCAACGACCUCAACAAAGCCAUGACCGUGUCCACCUCUGUCCAGGCCGGCACCGUAUGGAUAAACUGCUACAACGCUCUGAGCUGUCAGUGUCCGUUUGGAGGCUUCAAGAUGUCCGGCAAUGGCCGUGAGCUGGGUGAAUAUGGCCUGAAGGAGUAUUCAGAAGUGAAGACCAUCACCAUGAAGAUGACGGGGAAGAACUCUUAGGCCCCUCCCCCAUGCCACCACUCCUCACCCACACCCACACCCCCGCCUCCCCCAACUCACCACUGAGGGACUUCCUGUUCGGGGUGCUCCAUUCCAGCAGUCGCCACGGCGACUCCAUACUGCACACUAACCAACCGCCCGACACUCCAUCCACCAUCACCACAGCAUCCUGCUGUGGUCCUACAUCCCAUCAUCUGGGGUCCUACUGAAGCAGGCACUAUGGACGGAUACCCCCCCCCCUCCCCCCAUCCUCAAAU
This is a messenger RNA of Alosa alosa (allis shad), 1874 nucleotides long. It is a transcript of the gene aldh1a2, whose product is annotated as aldehyde dehydrogenase 1 family, member A2. Gene Ontology annotation, molecular function: aldehyde dehydrogenase (NAD+) activity. The record is from RefSeq and is a predicted model, not a curated record. NCBI's taxonomy places the organism in Eukaryota, Metazoa, Chordata, Actinopteri, Clupeiformes, Clupeidae.